CAGUAUAACCACACACGAAAGGACUUUCUGACGGUCAAUUUCGGAGGAUUUGGGUUUCUCUCAGAAGACGCUUGGUGAUAUUUUCUUCCUGUUCCCCCUCGAAGAAGUGUUGUUUUGGACUCCACCGAUUCGCUUCAAUAAAGUGGGUUUACCCCACGUUUGAAUUAACAAACGAUACUCUUAUCGAAAGUCACUUUAGGAACCUUGCAUACGCCCUGUUGGAUUACUUCUAUUUCAGAGGGACAACAAUUUAAACAGUAAAGAUGUACCGGAACUUUGGAAACCAAGGAAGAGGCAACCCGACGUACAACAGCGAGUCUGGGUCACCCCUCACUGGGUCAAACUCUGUAUGCUUAGGUAGUACUAGUACCUCAACUAUACAACAGGAACAGAAAUUUACCAUGGCUGGUAGUGGUCAGUUUGUACCGAGUCUGAAUGCUAUUACCACCAACCAAGACCUCCAGUGGUUGGUGCAACCUUCCCUCAUGCCUCCGCCGGGCCCCUCACAAUCUCCACGGCCUCCUUACCCAGUUCUCUCAGGGAUCCGGCCCAUGACUCACUCACCCUCCCAACCACAUCUCCUCCGACCAGGGGUCAUAAGAGCAGCUGCAAACUCUGUGGGCUCAACCAGACGCAGAAAUGAUGAGCAUGUAAGGAAAAGAAACUUCACCAGGUUAUCCCCAGAAGAAGUAGAGAGGCGCAGAGUACGGAGAGAGAGAAAUAAAUUGGCGGCUGCAAAAUGUCGUAAUCGCCGUCGUGAGCUGACAGACACGCUGCAAAGUGAGACUGACCAGUUGGAGGACGAAAAGUCCCGCCUACAGAAGGAAAUAGCUGAGCUGCAGAAGGAGAGGGACAAACUUGAACUGGUCUUGGAGGCACACCGUCCCAUUUGUAAAAUCGAGGACUCGGAUUCUGAUUCUGACCCGAAACCGGCGCUAUCCUCUUCGGGGGGUAUCAAAAUGGAACCCGGGGGCUCUGCCUUACCUGGGCCCUCGAGGAAAACCCAAACAAAGCUGGAGAGGCCAAAACCAAAGAUUACCAUCCCUACCAGGCCUACAGCCUCGUUUGCUGCGUCUGAAUCAGAAUCCCUCCACACUCCAGUCCUCACGUCUACUCCGUCACUCACCCCAUUCGCAGCUGGUUUGGUGUUCACCUAUCCCUCUUCCGUUUUAGAUACCAGCGUUGCUGCGCAGUCCCAAGGACCCUCCACAUCGUCUUCGCAACCGAGUCAUGCCCAACAUUCUUGUAAACCCCAACCAUGUGGCGUAGCCCAUCGCCGGAGCAGCAGUAGUGGUGACCAGUCAGAUCACUCUCUGCACUCUCCUCCCAUCCUCACACUUUGAUUGACAGCCCUUCCAUUUUGGCACGACACUAAUACUCUAAAGACAGACACACUAGCUGAAAAGCCUCCCUCAUUUCGACUGUGUAGUCCGGGUUAUUAUUACUCUUUCUUUCCUAUUAUUUUAUAUGUAGUCUGUAUUAGUACUUUUAAAUGCUAUGAGGAUUUAUAGAAAUGAAAAAUAUAUACAUUUAUUUCUUAAAGUGCUGCAUGAUGACCAUGUUUUCUAAAAUAAAAUCGUAUUUUAGGAUGUAAUGCUUAAUGACUCAUCCUAAUAAUGCGUAAACCAUAUCAAAUUGUUACGGUGUUAUGUAACAUAACUUAUAAAACAAAAUAAUACUUAAAAAGCAAAAAGAGUUCUCAUUUUUGAAUUAAUCUGUUCAGUAGCUUAACAUUAGUUAAGCAUAUUGAAAACCGCGAAGGCUGGACCAUAACAGUAGAGAUUAUAGCUAUACUAUAUAUUUAUUUUUGAGAAUGUUAUAUAUAUAUUUUUUUAUAAUACUGUUAUACUUUUGACUAAUGAAUGCUUUUGGUGGGCAGUGCCUUACUUUUGUUUUUCACCCAAACUGUAGUAUUUCAAAGAUAAUUAAAAAAAAAGGGUUGUGAACUGUGUGCAAUUUGUGACUACCGCAUUG
Messenger RNA from Lampris incognitus (smalleye Pacific opah), 1974 nucleotides. RefSeq names its product FOS like 1, AP-1 transcription factor subunit a (gene fosl1a). NCBI's taxonomy places the organism in Eukaryota, Metazoa, Chordata, Actinopteri, Lampriformes, Lampridae. Gene Ontology annotation, biological process: regulation of transcription by RNA polymerase II. Gene Ontology annotation, cellular component: nucleus. The transcript is spliced from 4 exons. The record is from RefSeq and is a predicted model, not a curated record. Gene Ontology annotation, molecular function: RNA polymerase II cis-regulatory region sequence-specific DNA binding; DNA-binding transcription factor activity, RNA polymerase II-specific. Bases 264 to 1343 code for a protein of 359 amino acids.